CUAGACACAGACAGUGACACAGAACAUGCAGAAAUGCCAACAAGAGGGCCUCUGAACCUAGCUAUCACUAAUGCCGUAAAUCCCACAAAUGUGGAUAUGCCUUUACCCUCUGUACGACCACCCCCCAUCCCCUCCCAUUGUCAGAACAGGUCAGAACCAACUUACACGGACAUCAGCUGGAAUGUUCGUAAGGGGUCAGCUUCCAGGCCAUUCACCGUCCACCAGCUGUUAGGAAAUGGCUCGUUGAAUGCAACUCCCCCGGGAAGACAAUCUGUGAGCCCACUGUUGUUCAGUGAACCAGAUCUGACCCCCCAAUUUCUACCAACAUGUAAUGCAAAUGAUGCUAGAGAACAAGGGAGCACCUUCCUCUUCAGGCCAACUUUUAGGGUGGGACACGACACUGGCCCGAUAACCUGCACAGAGGCACAGCUGCAUGGCCUGUUGCUGCUGGAAAAUAUCAAGCAGCAGGUCAAUCAACUUGCCACAACUGUGAAUGUGGUGCUGGCAAGAUUAGGGACCAGGGAUGGCCAGCCAACAUAUGAAAUGCCUGACUUUCAGUUCCCUCUCGACAGCAUAGAAGAAGUGAGGCGAUUUGAGGAGUGGCUACAGAACCCUCAACAUGACUGCAAAAAACAGGCCCUGGUGACCUCCUUCUCCUCUGUUGGAGGGGUUGAUGUGAAGAGGGUGACAUGGAACAUCUCGGCAUCAAUGUGUUCCUGCUCUGUGGCUCGCAGGAUUAACUGGAAGGGUGUGAAUGAGAAAAUGGCCUUGAAGAAGAUGGCAUCCAAAGUCAUCUUAACCAGAGCAGUGCGCAAUUGUGCUACAACGGCACAGGCUACAGAUGAUGAAAUAUGCCAUCGGAUGGUUCUCCCUGGCCCAUGAUCGGUUUGGAGGCCGCCAGGAGAGGAUGGAGAAACAGCGGCAGGAACAGUAGCAGCAGCAGGAACAGGAAAGGAUGGAAAGACACCGGCCGCCGCCGUGGCAGCGACCAAACUCCACUGCCUGUUCGACGGCGGAAGCCGCAGUCCAACAGCAACUGCAACACUACCAGAAGUAACAACGAUUUAACCCCCCCUGCCCUCCAAAGACACGCACGUUUUUUUUUUUUUCGGUGUACAGCAUGUGGAGCUGUUUUUUUAUGUUUAUGUAGGCAACAAAAUAUAUUGGAAUUAAUCAAUUGCGUUUGUCAUGUUUCAUGAAGUUGUUCAUGUAAUAAAUUCAAACAUUUAUCUUGGCUUCUUUUGUUUCAUUUCCUGAUCCCAUUGUAGCCUACAUCCAGUGUAACU
Alosa sapidissima (American shad) is the source of this 1286-nucleotide messenger RNA. RefSeq lists its product as uncharacterized. The record is from RefSeq and is a predicted model, not a curated record. The transcript has 7 exons. The coding region runs from base 34 to 882 and encodes 282 amino acids. NCBI's taxonomy places the organism in Eukaryota, Metazoa, Chordata, Actinopteri, Clupeiformes, Clupeidae.